Messenger RNA from Drosophila eugracilis, 6582 nucleotides. RefSeq names its product serine/arginine repetitive matrix protein 2 (gene l(3)psg2). The transcript has 3 exons. Lineage: Eukaryota; Metazoa; Arthropoda; Insecta; Diptera; Drosophilidae. Bases 295 to 6066 code for a protein of 1923 amino acids. The record is from RefSeq and is a predicted model, not a curated record.
CUGAAGUCAGCUCUAUUUGGUUUUUCAUGAUGGCAUAAACAUUAUACGGAAACGUACAUGAAACCGCAAACGCCGAGCUGGUGCACUGUUGCAACCGACGAGGACGUCCGCCCGCGCCGCCCAAUCGAUAUUACCACUCGGCGAGGGAAAACGUAGCGUGGAAACUCAGCAACGCGGCGCCGCCAUUGAGAAAGCACAGAAAGAAAAGCGUGUGCUCCCGCAAACAACAAGAAAAAAUCAACGAAAAGGGAGUGGAGUGAGGGGAAAACCGAUUUGAGGUCGCCGGAUGUGAAAAUGUCGCAAGCAGCUGGAGGAAUUACCACUGAAAUGGAGGAGUCAACAACAGGCAAACCGCCGGAGGAUCUCCAGGACAAUGACACCAACAGUCUGGAGCCGGGCGAAGUAGUGACCCCGCCCCAUGAUGAUUCUGAAAGCCCCGCAAUAAAGAAGCAUCUUUCCAAUGACUUGGUAAUAAGCAAAACGCUAAGAAAGUUAUCAGGUUGUAUACAGGAACAGUCUCGCAAGGAGAACGGCUCUUUGGGUACACCAAAAAAACAAACCGAAGAGGCUGACGAUAGUGAAGGUCUUUAUUCGGAAUCGGAUUCCUCUGGGGAAGAUCUCAAGAAUGUGGAAGAUGUGCAAAAGGCUAGGAAGGAAAAGCAGGAAGAGGCUGCCGCGGCGUCCCUUCCUCAAGCCCCACCAACCCCUUUUGUAGGUAUUAAUCCACUUAGAUUUCACAUGAGAGCCCCUUGCUUUGACUUCCCCCGCAUGGGCUUCAUGCCCCGAAUGGGCAGAGGUGGACCAAGAGGCAUGAGACCUCCUUUCUUUGGGUGCCCGCCCAUGCAAAAUCAUGUGGGAGCACCCAUGAUUGGUGGUUUGCCAACUAAAGGACCUCCGACGGGAGGCUAUGGACCACAGAACUCGUUAGGACCUGUAAGUAACAGCAGUUCAGAUCGCCCCAAGAUACCCCAAUCAGAAGUUGUGUGGACAGCCCUACAACCGCCAGUGUCUUUUGUUUUCAAUCUGGUUUCCGGGUGCUCUAGUUCAAAGCAUGAUAAUUGUGGGAGUAAAGUAGAAAAUGCUGUUAACAAAUCCAAAGGAGACCCUAGCGAAACAACGGAUAAGUCCAUUAAACAGUUAACUGAAUUGGAUCGAUCCAGGGGCAAAACCAGGGAUAAGUCCCAGCACAGCGAUGGGAAAAGCAUAGAUAGAGGAAAAGCUAAAGAAAGAUCUGCGGACAGGAAUGAAACCCGACGGAAAACUAGGGAGCGAUCAAAGGAAAGGGAUUCAAUCAGAGGAAAGAGGAGUGAAAAGUCCAGGGACAAGGACUCAAAUAAAGUAAAAACCAGAGAAAAGUCGAGAGAAAAAGAUUUAGUUCGAGGAAAAACUAGGGAACGAUCACAAGAAAAGAAUAAGACAAGAGAAAAACCGAGGAAUACAUCCAUGGAAAAAGAUCAAGCUGGAGGUGAAACUAGGACGUUUGAAAGGAGAAAAUCCCGAGGCAAAACAAAAGACCGAUCCAGGGAGAGAGAUAGAACUAGGGCGAAAACACCUCAAAUAUCACAAGCCAGAGAUCAAACCGGGCGAAGGACAAAGGACAGAGACCCCAUCAGAGCAAAAUCAAAGAAAAGGUCCAGAUCCAGAGAGAUACGUCGAGAAAAGCUAGACGAAAAAGAUAAGAAGCGAGACUUAUCUAAGGAGAAAUCGAAAGAUAAAUCGAAUAAUCAUACAGAGAAAUCUAGGGAUAACUAUAAGGAAACGCACGAGGAACACCGGAACCAAAGGCAUCGCGAAGGAUCCAAAGAAAAAGGCAGAAAACUAUCUAAGGAAAGAUCGGAAGUAAAGCAAAAUACGAAUGUACUAGAAAAUGCAAAGGAAAGGGAAGCUGAUCGUAAAAAAGACCUGUCUGGUCAAUUAGACGAAUCAUUUGACGAUGGUUCACAAGGGAACCGAUCUAGAGAAAAAUCGACAACGAAGCGCUCAAAAGAAAGCGGCACUGAAAAAUAUAGGGAGCAUUCAAGGGAAAAACCCAAGGAAAGGACGGAUGAAAAAGGCAAGAACCUUUCAAAAGAUAAUGAUUUUAAAAGUCUCACGGAAAAGGGUUUGGAGGGGUCCAGAAGAGCGCAUGAUAACACCAACAAAAAUGCCGUCGAUAUAGACAACUCGAAGAAAAAGAGUCAGGUGCCUUCCUCUUGGGAUACCAGAGAAGGAACACCACCAACGACGCCGCCCCAAAGUGAACUCUAUCAAACUCCAACUAAUGAAACCUCGAAACCCAAGGGUUACGAUAUAUUCGCUGAAUCACCUCCAAGACCAAACACUGCCGUUACACUACCAGCUGCACUUAUCGAAAGGAGUAAUACGCCCCCAUUAAAAGCUAGCCCAGUUGCAGUUCCUAUUGCUAAAACAUUAAAGUCCAAAAAAAUGGAUCCACUGCUUAAGGCCAGCGAGAUUCACAGUAGAAUUGGCGCCCUGCUUGAUGAUAGUGAUUUACAUUUGGAGGCCUUAUUGGCUACCAAGGAGCAGCUGUUACGAAGGACGAAUGAACACAAGGAAAGAAAAGUGGCGCCGAAGGAGAUAAAAACUGAGUAUCUGUCAAAUUCUAGCUAUAGCAGAUCUGAUGUUAGUAGGGCAGAGGUGGAUCAUCACAAAACUCAACCAAGACAUCAAAAUCCGUUCAAGCGUGAAUCAGUAUUAAGCGGGAGAAAAUCUCACUCGCGUCCCUCAAGCAAGGAGAGGCGUCUUCAAAGAAGAGACAGUGAAAGUGAAGAGGAUUGGGACAAAGAAUUGGAACGAGAGCGAGAUCAAUCAAUUAGUCAUCAAAGUCGCUAUGAUGAGUACAAAGAAAUCAGCAUAAAAAUUGAAAAGGAUCUUACGCCUCCUUCUCAACCAUCAGCCUUUUCUCUGACCACCAUCAAAAUUGAACGCAAUGCCACGCCCCCCCGGUCAGCAGAGCAAGAGGUGCUAGUGAGAAAUGGUGCAGUGGCAGCCAAUGCCCCGCCACCAUCUUCAGAGCAGGAAAGUCCUGAUACCGAUGACUACAUUGACAACUGGGAAAACGACGACUCCAUGGCCAGUAUGCCGAAGAACGCCCCUCCUGCCACUCCAACACCUGCUCCCAACCCCAAAAAGCUUCUCCCACCACCAGCUACUCAAUUUAAUGACGAUGAUGAUGAUGAGGACUCGAAUGCCUUGUGGAAUGCCAAUAGCACGCCACCUCCUCGAGCGAAAGAAUCGAACCUGCCAACAAGCAAUAUCCAUGAGUUAUAUGAUAAAUUCAUGAAUAUAAUUAAAAUGUCUAACGAUGAUAAGGAGCAAGAACCAUUAGACACGUCUAAGAACAGUUCAUUAAGUAAUUCCACUGCCGAAGAAAGUUCCUCGGGUACAGAGACAUCCUCAACAAGUAGCAGUAGUAGCGGAAGCGAGGAGGAUUCCAGUUCCGAAGACGAUGAUGCCAAUGAAAGCGCCUCGGAUGAGGAAUCCCUCGCGGCAUCAGGUAAUUCCAAUACAAACCAAGAUGAUAACCUUGGCAAAGAACAGCAGCAAAAGAAGAACAAUGUUAGCAAAGAUCUACGAAAACUGAAAAGCCUCGAAGACAAUCUGGCCAGGAUUCAGAUGAUGCGUGAAAACUACGAUGCUGGUGAUGAGAUAUCCGAGGAAUUGCUCAAAAUGGAAUCCCUUUUCCUUAUGCAGCGAAAUGCAAUAAUGGAUAAGUAUCGCAAACAAGAACUGAAGAGUAGUGCAGGUGAAGAUCAACAGUCAAUGGAUCAACAAGAACAUGUGCAGCAAAAAGUGGAAGUUCAACAGUCUACCUUACCUGUGAACAAUAUAUUCAAUGCCAACCGGGAGGCUAUUAAGCUUACAAUUUCGCCUUUAAAACUAACAAGGAAAUCGGCAAUAUUUGACAAGGAUGAACCAGACCAACCGGAAACAUCCAAACUUGCGUUGGAGCCUCCUCAGGCACCUCUGAAAAAGCCACCAAAGGAGAUUGCCAUCGUGAAACCCACCAUAGUCAAGUCCCGGUCGAAGUCUAGGUCAUUGAGGAGUCCACCGCCGCCAGAAGUAAAUCGUCGGAGGUCUCGUUCGCGUUCAAUAUCCAGAAAUAGAGCCCGCCGUCGUGGUUCGAGAGGCAAGUCUCGUUCUCCUAGCCCCAGACGUUGGCGCCCUCCAUCGCCGAGAAGAGGUUCAAGAUACACCAAGAGAGCAGAAACAGCCGGAGGAACUAAAAUAGGAAGAAGUCACAGCAGGAGUCUAUCUAGAAGUCGAACACGCAGUAGGAGUCCAAGUAGACGAAGACGUCCACCACCAAUAGUUGGAAAUAGAAAACGAAAUUCGUUGUCUCCUAUCCCAUCUAAAACGGCUGGACCUCGGUCACCGCCUCCUUCCCGCAUGCGUCGUUCACUUAGUCGCGACAGGGAUCGUGAAAGGGAACGCGAACGCUUCUCCCGAUCCCGUUCACCACUGCCCUUCAAACCACCAUCGCCGCCAAUGCGACGCAGUUGGUCCAAGACACGAUCACCAACUAGAAGGAGAUCGUUUUCCCGGUCUAGAUCUCGCUCUAUAUCUCCCAGAUCUUGCUUACCCGCAGACGUAGGCUUCAUGAACUAUUUCGAGGAGAACCAGGAUAUGGAAGCCGCUGCUUACUACUACAACAUGUCUUUGAUGCAGCAGGAGAAUCAGGAUAUGGGUGAUGGCUAUGAUGCAUAUGCCGCCUACAUGGACUCUGCAUACAACAUGGAGCAAGCUUAUGCACAGUACUCCGAAGAUUAUUACAAUUAUGGUGAAUAUAUGGGUGAAGUUGCUUCUUCACCUCAGCCAACUGGAUCGGUUCUCAGGGAACUUCCAAUGGCACCAACGGUGCCCUUGGAAACGUAUAUGCCUAUGGCAUCUACGGGUACAAUGCCAACGAUGGCAUCGGUGAUGCCGGUGGCUGUCCAAAAGGGAAACGUUUUGGAGAUAGUGCCCUCCAGCGAGGAAAUUAUAAAAACGGAGGAUAACACACUGCCAGCUCCAACAGAAGAGCCAAUGGAGGACACAAGUAAACCUAAGCGGAAGAGCGUUAAUUUCGUGGAUAACGUGCUGCCCACUUACGAGAGCGACAACGAAGAUCGCGUCGUCGUUGGAAUGGCUGUGGAGCGCGCCCUACGAAAAUAUCAGGAGCGACGCUCCCAAGCCGCAGCCAAGCUACAACAAGUUCGAGAAGAAUUGCUUGCAUUGCCUCCGCCACCGCCGCCUCUGACGCCGAAGCCAGCCAAUCUAGAGAAACCUGUAUUGGUACAGAAAAAACCUAAGAUGCGAUACUUCCAUUUUGAUCCUUUCAAAUGUGCAAUAGUGAAGACGCACACAAGAAUACUACGCCCGCCAUUCGAUCCAAAGCAUUUUGCAAUGCUGAUGAAGACCGGCCGUUUGCCACAGAUUCCGGUCGGAUUCUUACGCCACCGCCCGCCAAUAAUUCCUGCACAUGUGGAUCCCGCAACGAGGGCAGCAAUCCUCAAAGAUUUCUUCAGCAAACAUCCACCGCCGCCGCUAUCUAUGCCCAUGUCUUUGUCGAAUGGAAUACCCAAUUACCUGAGUGCGCCGCCGCCAAUGCCAAGUGGAGCUGUUCUUUCUCCUGUACCUAUUAAUGUGCUGCCGCAGCCCAUUCCCGUUUUGGAUGGAAGUGGUUAUCAGAGUUACCCUCAGCCGGUUGCCAUGGUACCAUCGCCAGUUCCGGUCCCUAUUCCUCUACCAGUGCCGCUACCUGUGCCCGUGCCUGUUCCAACUAAUCCUACGCCACCUCCUGCAACGAUAGCUCCUUAUUUCACACCACCACCUCUGCCCGAUCUGCCAUCUUUAUCGGAACUGUCAUCUCAAUUCAAUGUAAAUUCGGUGCCCAAUAUUACGGAAAUAAUGCCAGUGGAUAUACUGCAGAAAUUGGGACCACUGCCAAAAACGUUAGAUGUAGAUGAUGGAGGAGAAGAAGCUAGUCCGGAAGAUGCCGGUAACGAUCUCAAGGAGGCUGAAGCAGAUUCAGGCGAACAACCAAUGGUGGAUGUUAAGCCGCAGCUCCUUGUCGAGACCCAGUAGUAGAUCCAUCUUUGCAUAGUUUGAUUCUUUAGCCAAUAGAUUUGUUUAGAUAAUUCUCUUAAGUCAUAAACACGGAAACCCUGUACCCUUACUUUAAGUUUUACUUCUUAAAAGGCUUGCUUUUAAAUUUUUUUAAUUGACCAUUUUGUAAACAAAUUGCAUUUAUUGAUAGAAGUCUUUUUAGGUUUACUGAGCUCUAAGUUUAUGUCAUUUAUACACGGUUCGACUUUGGUCAAGAUCAUUGAUUUCUGAAAGAAAAUAAAAUUGUAAAUAGUUCAGUGUGUUUAAGAAUUAAACAUGAAUUACCAUUCGGCAUAGAGAUUGAAAAACAUUAUAAAUAUAUAUAUGAGUCAUUUAUUAUAACGAAAUUCAUAACGAGUUAAUCUAGCAUUAAGCCCUCAUAAGUCGAAUGUAUGUGAGAUUUUUAUAGUGUGGUGUGAAACUAUAAGGCUUUGUGUGAAUGUUAUCGUACAAAAUGCAGAAAAAUGAAAUAAAAACUACGUAUAUGCGUUAAAA